UUUUAAAUCUUUUCAUAAAAAAGCAGACAUGCCUGAUACAGUUGUAUCGUUAAUUUUGUUAAUUCUGCUACUAUUCCUGAACCUGGAAUCAGUCAAAAUUUCUGAUCUUGGCUGAUCGCUUUUAAAAUGACAACGCUUGUAUGAUGAUGUAGUUUUCGAAUUUCCAUCUAUCAGUCCCAACUGGCAGGAGAAUAAUUUCGCAACGUAGUUCGGUGACUAUAAAGGUGCUUGGGAUUAACUUGCAUAAGGCAUUUUUGGCCCCAGCUGACCAGCAAGACCAAGAUGGAAUUUUUGUGAUUUUUAUUUGCCAUUGUUUGGCGAUCAGUCAAAUUUGUAUUUUCAUUAUUCAUUCGGCGCCUCAUUCAACACUGAGUCGGAACUCAGUAACAACUGUACCGUUUUAUCUGCUUUAUGACUUAUGAUUUAUCAUCUAUGAUUACGAAUAUGACAAACCUAGGUGUACAAGAUGCUACUACAGUAGGGCUGCUCACGCCUUCUCGAUAAACAGAUACCAUGGUUUAUCGUUCGUUGCAGUCUUUGGAGAUGGUUCGCUGAUCUAGGCGUCCUUGAACUCCAUCUCUCCUCCUUUAUUAUCGCUCCCUUCCAAUUGAGCGCAGUGUGUGGGAGAACUUGCCUCCAUUCUCUUUCAUUUAUCAGUAUGCUCCGGCGUUGACAAACAAUGUUUCAGUUCAGGAAAAAGAGUUCAGCGGUCCCCAAAGAAUCCGAACGGAGAAUUUACGUUAAUCAGCACGACAAAAAUGCUGAAUUCCAUUACGCGGACAACUACAUCAAAACGUCGAAAUACAACAUUGUUACGUUUCUGCCAAAAAAUCUGUUCGAGCAGUUUCAACGGCUGGCCAAUUUUUACUUCUUGAUAUUGCUGAUUCUUCAGGUCAUUCCACAAAUUUCAUCCCUGACACCAAUUACAACGGUAGUCCCUCUUGUCGCCGUGUUGACCUUGACAGCGUUGAAGGAUGCCAUGGAUGAUAUUCAACGCCACCGUAACGAUAAUCUUGUCAAUGGUCGAAUAUCGUACGUUUUACGGGAUGGAGACUUCCGAGAGGAGCGUUGGGAUAAAGUGGUUGUUGGGGAUAUUAUCCGGAUGGAGAACGAUCAAUUUGUGGCUGCCGAUCUUUUCUUAUUGUCUUCCAGUGAACCGCAUGGACUGUGUUAUGUCGAGACAGCUGAAUUAGAUGGAGAAACGAAUCUAAAAUCACGGCAGGCGCUUCCGGAGACGGGUGAAUUGAACGAUGAUAAGGACGCAAUGAGCCGUCUUCGCGCAGAAGUUGUCUGUGAGCCGCCCAACAAUAAUCUGAGCCGGUUCGAGGGAAAAAUUACGUUUGACGGGUCUACUUACCCGUUGACAAACAACCAAGUUCUAUUACGUGGCUGCGUGCUGCGGAAUACGGCAUGGUGUUACGGUGUGGUGCUUUUCGCGGGAAAGGAUACAAAAUUGAUGCAAAACAGUGGCAAAACGAAGUUUAAACAAACUAGUAUGGACCAUUUGCUCAAUUACAUCAUUAUUGGGAUCGUGAUAUUCCUGCUUUCUAUGUGCACCAUUUGCACCGUUGCUUGUGGCAUAUGGGAAAGUCAAAUUGGGAUCAAGUUCCAAGUUAUUCAGCCAUGGGAGCAGUUUUUACAGCAAAAAUCCGCAGGCAGUGCUAUUACUAUUAUCGCGGUUUUGGUAUUUUUCUCUUAUGCCAUUGUCUUAAAUACCGUCGUGCCGAUCUCGCUUUACGUGAGUGUGGAAAUCAUCCGCUUCACGCAUAGCUUUUGGAUAAAUUGGGACCAAGAUAUGGUGUACAAGGACAUCCAUGCAAAAGCCCGCACUACAACGCUAAACGAAGAACUGGGCCAAAUUGAAUACAUUUUCAGUGAUAAAACCGGAACGCUUACUCAGAAUAUAAUGACCUUUAACAAGUGCUCUAUAAGUGGGCGGCGGUACGGUGAUUGCACGGAUGAAAAAGGCGAAAUAGUUGAACCUGGCGAAGAAGCACCGCUUUGUGACUUUUCGGAAAAUCCUUACGCUGACAACGGAUUCCGUUUCUUUGAUAGCAAAUUGCUGAAGGAUGUUCAAAAGGGCGAUAAAGACUGUGACAUGUUUUUUCGAAUUCUGUCGCUGUGCCAUACCGUUAUGCCCGAUGAGAAGAACGGACGGCUGGUGUAUCAGGCCCAAUCUCCCGAUGAAGGAGCGUUAGUGAAUGCCGCACGGAAUUUUGGAUAUGUUUUUCUGUACCGCACACCGAAUUUGAUCCGGGUGAAAAUUGGGGAAGAAGAAGUGGAGUACGAGUUGUUACACAUUUUGGACUUCAACAAUGUUCGCAAACGCAUGUCGGUAAUUUUGCGGAAAGAAGGGAAAAUCAUACUGUAUUGUAAAGGAGCCGAUUCAAUUAUCAUGGAACGAUUGGCUAAGACCCCGAAGAACGACGAAUUAAAGAAUGUUGUCAACGAACAUCUGCAGGCUUUUGCCUGUGAAGGUCUUCGGACGCUGUGUCUAGCUUGGAAGGAAAUUGAUCCAUCACAGUACGGUGCCUGGCAAAAGAAAUAUCACGAAGCUACAGUGGCUAUGGAAAACCGCGAAGAAACUGUUGAUGCGGUAUCCGAAGAGAUUGAAAAAGAUCUUAUAUUGGCUGGCGCCACAGCCAUUGAAGAUAAACUGCAAGAAGGUGUGCCGGAUGCUAUAGCCAGCCUGGCACAGGCUGAUAUAAAAAUUUGGGUGCUUACUGGAGAUAAACUGGAAACGGCCAUAAAUAUUGGUUACUCGUGCCGAUUGCUCACCGAUGAGAUGCGGGAAGUGUUCAUUAUUGAUGCGGAUGACGCUCUGGGUGUAAAAGAUCAACUUGAGAAAGCGCGACAGAAAUUGCAGAAUCCUGAUAGCAGCCCUUUGCUGUCCCCAGCUGUGGAAGAUGUGCCACGAUCAAAAUCAGGGAUGUCCUUUCAUACGGAUAUUGAGAACGGGCAGUUAGGAAAUGGGAACAUGGAAGCGGAUGGAGCAUGUGCCUUGGUUAUUCAGGGCAAAAGUCUGGUCCACGCACUAGAAAAAGAAUUGGAAGAAUCAUUUCUUGAGGUUGCAUCGCUUUGCAAAGCUGUGAUAUGUUGCCGCGUUACUCCACUCCAGAAAGCACUCGUUGUGGAACUUGUAAAAAAGUAUAAAAAAGCUAUAACGCUGGCUAUUGGAGAUGGUGCUAACGAUGUCAGUAUGAUCAAAGUUGCUCAUAUUGGUGUUGGAAUAAGUGGACAAGAAGGAAUGCAGGCUGUUCUUGCCAGCGAUUUUUCUAUUGGCCAGUUCCGUUUUCUGAAACGGCUCCUUUUGGUUCACGGUCGAUGGUCGUAUUACCGGAUGUCAAAAUUUCUGCGCUAUUUUUUCUAUAAAAAUUUUGCAUUCACUUUAUGCCAUAUGUGGUAUGCCUUUUAUUGUGGGUUCACUGCACAGACGGUAUACGACCCAUGGUUCAUUAGUUUCUAUAAUUUAUUCUACACGUCCCUUCCCAUUCUGGCUCUUGGAGUAUUUGAUCAAGAUGUAAAUGACCGGAACUCCAUUGAAUUCCCAAAACUGUACACUCCUGGGCAUCAGAAUUUGUUAUUCAAUAAAGCCAAAUUUUUGAGGAGUAUGUGCCAUGGUAUUGUGACAUCUGUAGCUUUAUUUUUUAUUGCUUAUGGUGCAUUCCAUUAUUCCGUCGAUGAUCUCCAAGGGAAUCAAGCUUUCGGCACUGCGCUGGCUACUAUUCUAAUAGUAACUGUGACGGUUCAGGUCGCUCUGGAUACAGCGUAUUGGACUUUUUUCAACUUCUUAACCAUUAUCGGAAGCGUCGUGUUUUAUUUUGCAUUGACACUCUUUAUGUACAGCAAUUUAUUCACCUCUUCAUAUCUUGGAUCUGAGCGGAAAGUGUAUUCGAAUCCCGCGUUCUGGUUUACUUUAGUCUUGACUGUGGUGAUACUCAUGGUGCCCGUUGUCGCUGCGAGGUUCUUUUUAGUGGAUACUAGACCCACGUUAUCAGAUCGGGUCCGAUUAAGGCAGAAGAAUGAUUCGCGAAUUAAGCGGUCACAAACUAGUCAGUUGGCAGCGCGGUCAAGUUAUUCCGCACCAGGAACGCGUCGUCGGAAGCGUGGUCGUCAGUCAGUGCGCAGCAGCUACGCUUUUUCACAUGAGAAAGGCUUCGGUGAUCUGAUUACGACGGGCACGAAUAUGCCGGGUGGAAAAGAAAGCGGGUCCGUGCGACUGUGGCCCAAGAAAGCUAGACGUCGAGCAGAGAACGGGAAGAGUCCGCUGGAAAGUGCCUUUGUGGCGGAAGAAACUCCCGUCAAAGAGAUGGAAGAAGUCAAAUUUUCCGGCAUUGCCGAUCAAGUGGAUGGAGCGCAGCCUCUAUCGAGACCGGUUCAGAUUACGUCAUUGUGAUUGUCUGAUAUCGGUACUUGCAGCUGUGAGACAAUUUUUGUGAUGCAUUUUCUUGUUGUCCAGCUAUUAUUGUAAGGAUUGGGUUGGUGGAUUGUAUAAUUUUUAGAGUACAGCCGUUUACUUUUAUGCUUUCCGUAUAGCCAAAGUUUUUCGUUGAGUGUUUUUGGAGAUUAUAAUUUUGAUUCUUGUUUACGGUUCGCUUGUCCUGUAUCAGUAUUAAGUGAUGUUGCUGUUGAAAUCAGUCGUUGAUUGAAUCAAUAAUCUGCUAAUUUAAAA
This is a messenger RNA of Paramacrobiotus metropolitanus, 4672 nucleotides long. Its product is annotated as phospholipid-transporting ATPase ID-like. Bases 680 to 4396 code for a protein of 1238 amino acids. Lineage: Eukaryota; Metazoa; Tardigrada; Eutardigrada; Parachela; Macrobiotidae. The transcript has 19 exons. Gene Ontology annotation, molecular function: magnesium ion binding; ATP hydrolysis activity; ATP binding. The record is from RefSeq and is a predicted model, not a curated record. Gene Ontology annotation, cellular component: plasma membrane. Gene Ontology annotation, biological process: phospholipid translocation; Golgi organization.